Daphnia pulex (common water flea) is the source of this 1334-nucleotide messenger RNA. RefSeq lists its product as uncharacterized. The record is from RefSeq and is a predicted model, not a curated record. Lineage: Eukaryota; Metazoa; Arthropoda; Branchiopoda; Diplostraca; Daphniidae. Bases 274 to 1227 code for a protein of 317 amino acids. Gene Ontology annotation, molecular function: protein binding. The transcript is spliced from 4 exons.
AUGAAAUAUAACGCGUCAAGUACAGCUAAAAGAGCUGCUGGUCUGCGUCCUGAUAAAGGAGUGUCGUCAUCCUGAUGUGGGGAUUUAUUUAGACCAAGCCGGACAAAGCUUGGCUGGCUGGUUAAAUCGUGAUUAAGUAAAAUUCGACGACACUUCUCAUCAUCAGGACGCAGAAAAACGAGCGCGCGAUCUACAAUCAACAAAGUAAUAAGAACAGUCCAAAAUGGAUAAUCAAACCGGGUUGGCCUCUUUCUGAGUUCGGUACUCGACAAAAUGUCGUACCCGAACCAAAUAUUGUCACCUGGUCAAGACAACUCGAAAGGCAUAGAAGUCGGAGUUCUACACAAAUUGCUAAUGAAAGGGUGUUACAUAACAGGCCAGGAUGACAACCAAACCAACAUUCAGGGCAAGGAUAAUACAAAAGGAACUACUUCCAAUGAUAAUGUAGGGAAAUCGCAAACGAUAAAUAUCUUUAUCAAAACCUUGACAGGGAAAAUUAUUCAAUAUUUCAUUAGUACCUCAGCCAAAGUUGAGGAUUUAAAGGACAUGAUCCGUUCAAAGGAAGGCAUUCCAGUAGACCAACAACGCUUGAUUUAUGCCAGUAGACUGCUGGAAGAUAUAAAAACUUUGGAAUAUUACAGGAUUGGUAACGAAAGCACUAUACACAUUGUACUGAGAAUGAGAGGAGGCACAAGUUUUUUCGAUUUACCACCUUCAUUGUUGGAUGAGCCAUUUCACUACAAUUUCACCAAGAUUUCUGAUAGAGGAGUCAAGUUCUGUAGAGGAGGAUUAAUCUACAUCCGCCCGUGCGGAUGGCAACGCUACGCAAUCAAAGUCAAAGGCAAGUUCCCGGACGAUAUUUGGCUGCAAGGUAAAACAUCUCGGGCUGACCAAUACUCUUCCGCUGAAGACGAAUGGCCAGUGUCCUACCACGGAACAUCUUUGAACAACGGUCUCUCAAUCGCAGAGGAAGGAUUUAAAUUGAGUAAAGGAACGCGUUUCUUGCACGGCAAAGGAAUUUACUCGACCCCCGAUAUUGAGGUGGCGGCCCAUUACGCUGUAAAAGUAAAGGUGAAUGGAAAGACCUAUAAAGUUGUCAUGCAAAAUCGUGUCAACCCCAAAAAUUUGAAAAAAGUUGGCAAAGAUGUGACGAAAGUAGGCGAAUAUUGGAUCUCGCCCACCAACGAAGACAUUCGCCCUUACGGCUUCUGCGUAAAAGAAAUUUGAUUUUUGUUUGCAUCUUCAAACAUUGAAGCCAAUAAAAAUUCUUUAAACAGAACCAAUGAACGUGCAAUAAUUUUAUUUGGGCUGCAGUGAUAACGAAUGGCCGUUUA